AUGGUAAGACAAGCUCAAAAGGAUUACACUUAUGACGAUAAACUUUUCUUAGUUGGAUUGGCAGUUAUUGCCGCUGUGAGCGCUGGCUCACCUUCUAGUGAAUACCUUCCUCCAGUUGAGGAUGUUAUUGGCAGCAACUUCUUGGAAGCUGAGCCAGCUCACUCAUUGGUUGAAGAUGGUUACCGUUACAGAACCGUUAAGAGGUUCCGUCAUCGUCGUGAUGUCAACGAAUUGCCAGCUUACGAAUACUUGCCCCCAGUUGAGAACUCCUUCAACCCAGUUCAGCAGCAAUUGAGCGCCCCAAUUCAAUUGGCUGCUCCAUCAAAUGAAUACAUUCCCCCACCAGCACCUGUGUUCCAGUCAGCUCCAGCACCAGUGCACCAUCAUCACCAUUCUGCUCCAGCACCAGUGUUCCACUCUGCUCCAGCUCCAGCACCAGUGUUCCACUCUGCUCCAGCUCCAGCACCAAUCUUCCAAUCAGCUCCAGCUCCAGUAUUCCAAUCUGCCCCAGCUCCAGCUCAUCAUCAUCACCAUGCCCCAGCACCAAUUCAAAUUUCUGCUCCUUCAAAUGAAUACAUUCCUCCACCAGCACCUGUGUUCCAGUCUGCUCCAGCUCCAGUUCACCACCACCACGCACCAGCCCCAGUGCAUCAUCAUCAUGCCCCAGCUCCAGUGCAACACUACCACGCUCCAGCCCCAGCUCCAGUCCAGCACAUCCAUGCUCCAGCUCCAGCUCCAGUGCAACACUACCAUGCUCCAGCUCCUGCACCAGUCCAUCAUCACCAUGCUGCCCCAGCCCCAGCUCCAGUUCACCACCAUCACCAUGCUCCAGCUCCAAUUCAAAUUUCCGCUCCAUCCAAUGAAUACAUUCCCCCACCAGCACCUGUCUUCCAGUCAGCUCCAGCUCCAGUGCACCAUCAUCACCAUUCUGCUCCAGCUCCAUCUCCAGUGCAGCACUACCAUGCCCCAGCUCCAGCUCCAGUGCAACACCACCAUCACCAUUCUGCCCCAGCUCCAGCUCCAGUGCAACACUACCACGCUCCAGCUCCCGCUCCAGUCCACCAUCACCAUGCUGCCCCAGCUCCAGCUCCAAUCCAGUUUGCUGCCCCUUCAAACGAAUACAUUCCCCCACCAGCACCAGUCUUCCACUCUGCUCCAGCUCCAGUGCACCACCAUCACCAUGCCCCAGCUCCAGCACCAGUUUACCACCCUGCCCCAGCUCCAGCACCAGUCCAACACUACCAUGCUCCAGCACCUGCUCCAGUUCACCAUCAUCACCAUGCUGCUCCAGCUCCAAACCAACAAAGCUUUGAAGUAGCACCAGCACACAGUCUGCAGGCCGAUGGCUACCACUACAAGAAGAAAUUCUUCAUUGUUGGAUUUGGAUUACUCGCUGUUGCAGCUUGUGUAGUUGCUCAGUACCCUUCUCAGGAAUACCUUCCACCAGUACAGGAAAUCGGAAUACCAUCGAACGAAUACUUGGCUCCAAUUGCUCCAGCUGCCCCUAUCGCUGAGUACUCUUCCGGAGUUCUUGCUGAUGAUGGUUAUCGUUACAAGACUGUAAAACGCUUCCGCUCAAGGCAUCGUCGUGAUGUUAGCGAACUUUCAAACGAAUACUUGCCUCCCUUCCAACAACAAGUUUCUAUUCCUCAAGAAUCUUACGCACCAAUUCAAAGCUAUGCUGCCCCAUCAAUUCAAAGCUAUGCUGCCCCAUCAAACGAAUACUUGGCUCCAAUUGCCCCAGCUGCUCCAGUCGCCCAGUACUAUUCCGGAGUCCUUGCCGAUGAUGGAUACCGUUACAAGACUGUAAAACGCUACAGGACUGCCAAGCGUUUCCGUUCAAGGCAUCGUCGUGAUGUCAACGAACUUCCAUCAAACGAAUACUUGCCUCCUUUCCAACAACAAGUGUCUAUUCCUCAAGAAGCUUAUGCACCAAUUCAAAGCUAUGCUGCCCCAUCAAUUCAAAGCUAUGCUGCCCCAUCAAACGAAUACUUGGCUCCAAUUGCCCCAGCUGCUCCAGUCGCUCAAUACUCUUCCGGAGUUCUUGCCGAUGAUGGAUACCGUUACAAGACCGUGAAACGUUACAGGACUGCCAAGCGUUUCCGUUCAAGGCAUCGUCGUGAUGUAAGCGAACUUUCAAACGAAUACUUGCCUCCCUUCCAGCAACAAGUGUCUAUUCCUCAAGAAUCUUAUGCACCAAUUCAAAGCUAUGCUGCCCCAUCAAUUCAAAACUAUGCUGCCCCAUCAAACGAAUACUUGGCUCCAUUCGCCCCAGCUGCUCCAGUCGCUCAAUACUCUUCCGGAGUUCUUGCCGAUGAUGGAUACCGUUACAAGACCGUGAAACGUUACAGGACUGCCAAGCGUUUCCGUUCAAGGCAUCGUCGUGAUGUAAGCGAACUUUCAAACGAAUACUUGCCUCCCUUCCAGCAACAAGUGUCUAUCCCUCAAGAAUCUUACGCACCAAUUCAAAGCUAUGCUGCUCCAUCAAACGAAUACUUGGCUCCAAUUGCUCCAGCUGCCCCAAUUGCCCAGUACUCUUCCGGAGUUCUUGCUGAUGAUGGAUACCGUUACAAGACUGUAAAACGCUACAGGACUGCCAGGCGUUAUCGCUCCAGACAUUAA
Episyrphus balteatus (marmalade hoverfly) is the source of this 2622-nucleotide messenger RNA. Its product is annotated as atrophin-1-like. Gene Ontology annotation, biological process: positive regulation of transcription by RNA polymerase II. Gene Ontology annotation, molecular function: transcription coactivator activity. The coding region runs from base 1 to 2622 and encodes 873 amino acids. The transcript has 3 exons. NCBI's taxonomy places the organism in Eukaryota, Metazoa, Arthropoda, Insecta, Diptera, Syrphidae. Gene Ontology annotation, cellular component: RNA polymerase II transcription regulator complex. The record is from RefSeq and is a predicted model, not a curated record.